CCAUCCCAUUGGUUGGCAUUGAUGGAAAGAAUGCAAUUAUGGAAAGAAGAUCACUCGUUACAGAUAAAGGAGAUACGUCGAUAACACUUCAUUUUGACUCUAUCAGACGUACGGAGCUUCAUAACGUAAUAACGAGUACAGAGAGUAAAACAUGUAAGCAGAGAUUUGAUAAACGAAGACGAUAUGGGCCUUAUGGGUCGUUACCAUACGGUCAUUGUAAUUUAUAAUUAUUUGUUAUAUAAUUGUAUUUUUGAGCUUUUGAAUAAAAUAUCUAUGUAUUAUCAGAAGUUUAUCGAUUUUUCUAAUAUUUACCUGUAUUACAAUAUAAAAGUUUUUAAGUAAAAACAUCAGCCACCAAGCGUUAUUUGUAAAAAUGGAUACACGGUGGAAACACCCUUGGACCUCUAUGAUCUGCGGUCCCACAGGCUGUGGUAAAACCUUUUUUGUGAAAAGAUUUUUUCGAAAUAUGAAUUUUAUGAGUGAUACCAAGUUUGAUCGAGUAUUAUUUUACUAUUCAGAAUGGCAAUCAGGUUACACCGAAUAUGGUGAUAAUGUCGAAUUUCGUGAAAGUCUACCGCGAAAUGAUGACUACGCUGAUGAUCCACGGCCAAAGCUUAUUGUUAUUGAUGAUCUCAUGCGCGAAGCAUCCGAUAACAGUGUUAUAGAUUUAUUCACGAAAGGGAGUCAUCAUAAAAACCUUAGUGUCAUUUUUAUUACACAAAAUUUAUUUCACCAAGGACGUGGUAUGCGCGAUAUUUCAUUAAAUGCUAAUUAUAUAGUUGUGUAUAAAAACCCAAGAGAUCGGGCCCAAAUACAGCAUUUAGCGCGUCAAGUUUACCCUAAAAAUACACGGUUCUUAUGGGAGGUAUAUAACGAUGCAACUACACCAGCACACGGUUAUUUAUUACUUGAUUUAAAGCAAUCCACAUCGGAGAGUUGUCGUUUUUGCACCCAUAUAUUUCCUGAUGUUAAGUACCAACAUGUUUAUAUACCACGUAAAAAACUAAAAGAUAGGAGUACCGCACAGGAAAUAUCAAUAAUACGUAUCUAAUACUUUUACAAAAUUUAUCUGAUAUAUAGAUGUGUUUUUUAAUGUGCUUAAAUACGAUCAUGAAUUCAAAUUUUAUCAGUAGUCAAAAUGUUUUUCAUCUUGGUAGACAAUGACGAUGAGUUAACAGUUGAACAAUUACAAUUUAUACCAAAAAUUAUUUUACUACGGGAAUUCGGUAAUCACAUAGAUUAUCUGUGGGAUAAGCUUCCUGAGUAUAUAAAGAAAGAUCCAGAAGUGUGUAGUUAUCGCCGAUGUUUAAAACAUUAUAAUCAAGUGACUCAACAACUGCAUAUUGAUGGCCCAACGCCGCUAAUUAAAGAUUGUUGUAAAAGUAACAAUAAAAGAUCGGCUAUUUAGUAAAAUUUAUAAUGGCAUCGCCCGUGCAUAUCUUAUUUGGUCAAAAACACACCGCAAUACUACGGGCCUUAUGUCACCUCAGUAAUAAACAGCGUGUUGCUAUCUUGAAAAAGGCCGACCCAAAACUUAUUAGGUGUAUAUGUGAGUGUGCUUUAAACAUAUUACGCGGUAAUGUGGCUCUUAAACACUCAUAUAAGCGUCGUUUGAAGCGUCAUGCGAGCAUAUUGCGACAAUUAGUUGAUAAACACGCUUCUUGGAAGAAUAAGAAACGGCUAAUCGUACAGCGAGGUGGUUUCUUACCUUUAUUAUUAGCACCUAUAUUAGGCACCGUGUUAUCUCGCCUUAUAGGUGGAAACUAAAAAAUAAUGGAACACGCAAAAAAAAUGGUCUUGAUAUCCGAAGAAAAAAUUGCGCAAUUAACACGGACAUCGAACGAUAGAACAAUUCAAACUCCUGGUACGACGAUAAGCAGACUAGAUGAAGAAAUGCUUGAAAUUCUCAAUACAAGCAAAUUUGCGGACGAAAGAGAAAAAUGCAAGGCUUACUUGCAAACGUUACAACGUUACCUGUAUUUUGUAGAAGAAGCAAAACGCAAUAUACCUACUAAAUCUAUUAAGACUUUGAUUGACACUGUUUACAAAACAAAGCAAUCAAGAUAUUCGGAGGAUGAAGAGGUAAAAACACCGGAACAAAAAGAUUGUUUAGACGAUUUAUUUAUUCUGGAUAGCGUACCAUCAAAAUAUCGAUCAAAAGCUAGACUCUUAUUAAAUCAUGGAGUAAACCUGCGGCUAUUAUUGCUAAUACCGAUGACCAUACAAAACCCGGGACACACUGGGUCGCUAUGUACGUCGGAAGGGACGGCAUCGGACACUAUUUCGACAGCUAUGGGUUGCCACCCAUCAUCACCCAACAUCUCAAACGACUUAGAAGAAACUGCAAAAUCAUACUCUACAACCCUCAACAAUUUCAAAGCAACACUUCUGACGUGUGUGGACAAUUUUGUGUCAUGUAUGCGCAUCUUAUGCGUACUGGGUUUGGCAUAAGU
This is a messenger RNA of Solenopsis invicta (red fire ant), 2453 nucleotides long. RefSeq lists its product as uncharacterized. The record is from RefSeq and is a predicted model, not a curated record. Bases 374 to 1051 code for a protein of 225 amino acids. The transcript is spliced from 2 exons. Lineage: Eukaryota; Metazoa; Arthropoda; Insecta; Hymenoptera; Formicidae.